Molecule: messenger RNA, 564 nt
Organism: Trypanosoma conorhini
Lineage: Eukaryota; Euglenozoa; Kinetoplastea; Trypanosomatida; Trypanosomatidae
Exons: 1
Coding region: 1-564 (187 amino acids)
Source: RefSeq, a predicted model, not a curated record
AUGCGCCUGGGCGAGCUCGUCGACGCAGACAGGGUCGCGGUGGGAGAGCUCAAAGAGGUGAAUGAAGGUCGCCACGCACCCCUCCGAGAGGGCGUCUACGCAGAGGUGAAACCGCACCGACUCCUUCUCGCUCUGGCAGAGGACAAUGCCCUCCACUUGCCCCUCCACCGCGGUGGAAGGUCCUCCCUGCACCGCGCUGGCGCUCCUGUCCGGACGGCCGUGGCGCGUUGUGCCGAAGCCGAAGGCAGAGACCGUCAGCGCCUCGCGCUGCUCCCUCGAGAUGAGGGAGCCCCGGCGGCGGGGGAAGCCGGCGGCGGCGGCGGCGGCGGUGGUGGGGGGGCUUGGCGCCUCGGGCGGCUUCAUCGGCGGGAGGAUGAGCUGCCGCUGCGCCUGCGCCCCUGCCUGGGCCUCUGGGGCGCAGAUUGCCAGCGCCAUCUCCUUCCGCUUCGCCAACGCCUCGGCCUCCAUGGCGUCCGCAACGAACUCCACCCCACGUUUCCGCAUGACUACAAACCCAAGCGAAGCGCAAAAAAAAACAAAGUAUAUAUAUAUAUAUAUGUAUGA